CCACCCUCUGACACCAUGGUUAACUCUUGUUGUGGCUCUGCCUGCUCCGAACAGGGCUGUGAUCAAGGCCUCUGCCAAGAGACCUGCUGCCGCCCCAGCUGCUGCCAGACUACCUGCUGCCGCCCCAGCUGUGUUGUAUCCAGCUGCUGCCGCCCAUCCUGCUGUCAGACUACCUGCUGCCAGACCACUUGCUGUCGCCCCAGCUGCUGCCGCCCAGUCUGCUGUCAGACCACCUGCCACCCCAGCUGUGGUGUGUCCAGCUGCUGCCGCCCAGUCUGCUGUCAGACCACCUGCCGCCCCAGCUGUGGUGUGUCCAGCUGCUGCCGCCCACUCUGCUGUCAGACUACCUGCUGCCGUACAACUUGCUGCCGCCCCAGCUGCUGUGGAUCCUCUUAUUGAACCUCAUAUUGGACUAUCAACCAUGAGCCAGCCACCAUCACACCAAUAUGAAAGUGUCAUUUAUACCAACUUGUCCAUGUGUUAAAUGGCCACCAGCUUUAUUAUCCUGUUAUUCCACUAAGCAACUGGUGAAAGGGCAU
Messenger RNA from Macaca mulatta (Rhesus monkey), 539 nucleotides. It is a transcript of the gene KRTAP4-1, whose product is annotated as keratin associated protein 4-1. The record is from RefSeq and is marked inferred. Gene Ontology annotation, cellular component: keratin filament. Lineage: Eukaryota; Metazoa; Chordata; Mammalia; Primates; Cercopithecidae.